Messenger RNA from Cyclopterus lumpus (lumpfish), 993 nucleotides. It is a transcript of the gene spi2, whose product is annotated as Spi-2 proto-oncogene. NCBI's taxonomy places the organism in Eukaryota, Metazoa, Chordata, Actinopteri, Perciformes, Cyclopteridae. The record is from RefSeq and is a predicted model, not a curated record. The transcript has 5 exons. Gene Ontology annotation, molecular function: sequence-specific DNA binding; DNA-binding transcription factor activity, RNA polymerase II-specific. Bases 39 to 875 code for a protein of 278 amino acids. Gene Ontology annotation, cellular component: nucleus. Gene Ontology annotation, biological process: regulation of transcription by RNA polymerase II; cell differentiation.
UGAUGGGUUGACUGGUGCUGGUGUCGGGGCUUUGUGGGAUGGUGGUCAUUGUUCCUGUGAGCCUUUGGGUAGAAAACGUCUGCUGUAAUUCACGAAGCCCCCGUCCUGUAGAGGCUAUAAAACUAGUCCGGGCACUUGAGCGUCUCAAACUCACUUUUGUGAAAUUCUCCCAAACUGCGAGGACCGUACACCCGCAUCACACCCGAGCCUCGUCGGUCAUGAAUUCUUUCCAGGAGACUCAAUCUGAUUUGGAGGUGAUCUUAGAGUUCCUAGAGGAGUACUACAGACAGCACACCGGAGGAAAUGUGGACAAGAUGUACUGGACUGCAGUCGAGCCCGGAGAUGACGGGAGUGCACCUGUGGACGAAGGAUGGUGCGAGCAGCGCUGGACGGGCAGUGAGCCGGCUACCAGCAAACCUGAGCUUGAGCCUUUGCUGGCACACGACGCCCCCCCAGCCCUCUGCCAGAAAACAACAACAACGACAACAACACCAUUGUGUGAGCGUGGGUCACUGACAAACUUUGUAUCCACAAGACAACCAACAAAACACAGAGCGGGGAGUGGUGGCAAGGUGCGCCUCUUUCACUUUCUGUUUGAGGUGUUGGAGGAUGCCAACAUGGCCCACUGCGUGUCCUGGGUGCCGGAGGCGGCCGCCGGCGUCUUCCGCUUCUCCUCCACGAACAAGGACCAGGUGGCGGUGCUGUGGGGUCAGAGAAAGGGCAACAAGAGGCCCAUGACUUACCAGAAGAUGUCGCGCGCCCUCAGGAACUAUGGCCGGUCCGGAGAGAUCUUCAAGGUGAAGAAGAAGCUCACCUACCAGUUCAGCCGAGAGACACUGACGCGACUGCGGAAGUGUGAACGGGGAGAUUUGUGAGGCGGACUGGAUUUAUGUGCUUCUUUUUUCUUUUACUCUGAGAAACUUUGACUUUCGACAAUGUCUGUGACAAAUGCACAAGUCAGUUAGUACAUUGAGUUUGGGGUGUAAAUAAUAA